Molecule: messenger RNA, 1883 nt
Organism: Theobroma umbraticum
Lineage: Eukaryota; Viridiplantae; Streptophyta; Magnoliopsida; Malvales; Malvaceae
Product: Pentatricopeptide repeat (PPR) superfamily protein
Molecular function (GO): protein binding
Source: RefSeq, a predicted model, not a curated record
GCCCAUAAUCUAAGCAGCUGCACCCCAAACCAAAGGACGCCUGGCGAGCCAGGACGACACCUCGACUCAAUUUCAGUGUUACUCUUGUACAUUUCUACUAUCCAACUAUGGGGGCACUGAUUUUGAUUCUGUUUUGAGGGAGGAAGGCUCAGAGUUUGCGGUCUUGUUCCGAACUCCAUAACUCCAAAUGACUCUCCAAAACUUUCUCAAGACCUUGAAAACUGUCAAAAAAUCGUACCCAUCAGGCCUUUCUUCAAAACCUUACCAACCCUUACCGGACCUUAUCUCCCAAAUUCUAACGACUUCCAAGCCCCUCGAUGCCUCUACUAUUUCCGAUCUCAAUCCCACCACUUUCCAGUAUAUACUCACAAACCCAGAUCUCAAAGCCUCCAAAUGCUUCCGUUUCUUUAACCUUGUCAUAAAAAACCAAUCUUUGGUUUCCUUCAAGCCUGAUCUUCAAGCUCACUUGACCCUUACUUGUAGGCUUCUUAAAGCCAGAUUGUUUUCGGAUGCUGAAGCUACGUUAAAAUCUGUCUCGGUUGAUGAAAGUCUCAGGUACCCUUUUCUUGUUAUAGCUUCGGCUGUUGAGAACUGCUGUUUCGAGUCCAAAGUUAUAACAAAGUUUUAUAAUUUAAUGCUUAAAGUUUACUCUGAUAAUGGAAAAUUUGGUGAGGUAUUGAAGACUUUUGAUUAUAUGAAGAAUAAUGGGAUUAAGAUUGAUGAGAGAACUUGUACUGUUCAUUUGAUUGCUCUUAAGGGAGCUGAUGAAUUGGGAUUGGCUUUACAGUUCUUUUAUCAAAUGGUGGAAACAGGUAUCGAAAUUUCUGUUUAUUCAUUGACAGCUGUGGUUGAUGGGUUGUGUAGAAACGGGGAUGUGAAGAAAGGUAGAGAGAUAGUGGGGGAGAUGGCAGAUAGAGGGAUUAAAGCUAGUAUAAUAACUUAUAACAUUAUGAUAGAUGCUUGUGCAAAGAGAUGGGAUUUUGAGGAGUUGGAUUUGGUGUUAGGUUUGAUGGAAAAAGCAGGAGUGGAAUUCAAUGUCGAGACCUUUAAAUUUUUGAUUGAUGGGUAUACAAGCUAUGGGAAAAUCAAUGAAGCUGGAAGGUUGAUUGGAGAGAUGCAUGACAAAGGUUUGAAAGUUGAUACUUAUUUGUAUAAUUUGAUGAUAAAUCGUUAUUGUAAGCUAGGAUCAAUAGAGAAUGUGUUAUUGUUGUUUGAUAGAAUGAGCAAUAGAGGUGUAAAGCCCAAUGCUGAUACAUAUUGGCUGUUAAUAAAUGGGCAUUCAAAGGUUGGAGAAAUGGAAAUGGCAAUGAAGUUUGUAAAUGAGAUGCAAAAGAAGGGAUUUGAGUUGGACAAGGUUAUGUAUGAUAUGUUGAUUGAUAGAUUUUGUCAGAAUGGGAUGGUUGGUGAAGCUUUUGAGUUGCGAAUUGAGAUGGAGAGGAAAGGAUUUCAUUCUGAUAUGUACCUAUGCAAUCAGAUGGGGAAAUUAUUGUGUGAGAUUUAUCAGACUGAGAAAGCAAAGAUGCUGCUGAACAUAAUGAUUAAGAGGGGUGUAUGCCCUAAAGCAGUAAGCUUCACAUCUGCAAUCAGCUAAAAAUGCGAGGAAAGAAAUUUAGUGGAGUGGUAACAUAAAGGGCUUAAAAACCGUUGUAGGUGUUGUGUGAGAGAUGACUUCCAGGAAGCUAGGGGCUCUGAAGCCAGAUAACGUAAAAUGAAAUUAAGACUUCAUGUGAUUGCUUUUGCCAACACCGACGCGGAUGUCUCUUGAAUGACAAACAGGAGCUGCUGCUGACAAGUGCUGACAAUUUUUCAAGUUUCGAAUGGAGUAAAUCUUGUAGAAUGCUAUGGUGACAAAAUUUGGAACCACGGAUGGAUUCGAACAGCAA